Messenger RNA from Gadus macrocephalus (Pacific cod), 3333 nucleotides. Its product is annotated as NACHT, LRR and PYD domains-containing protein 3-like. Bases 423 to 3287 code for a protein of 954 amino acids. Gene Ontology annotation, molecular function: protein binding. Lineage: Eukaryota; Metazoa; Chordata; Actinopteri; Gadiformes; Gadidae. The record is from RefSeq and is a predicted model, not a curated record. Gene Ontology annotation, biological process: regulation of apoptotic process. The transcript has 8 exons.
UGCUCUACUUUGACCCUUGAGCUGCUGGUUUGGUGUGUGUGUGUGUGUGUGUGUGUGUGUGUGUGUGUGUGUGUGUGUGUGUGUGUGUGUGUGUGUGUGUGUGUGUGUGUGUGUGUGUGUGUGUGUGUGUGUGUGUGUGUGUGUGUGUGUGUUUCUGUGUGCGCUCGCACCUUCGUUUUCCCCGAAAACACGUGACAUUCACUGAGAGGCGCGGCUCCUUGACUUCCUCAUCUAACGGUCCGUCGCAGCGAGCAGCCCUUCCUCCGCUUUUUAAACCUUUCACCUGAUUAACUUGAUUUAUAAACACUUUAACCUCAGUUUUUCCCUUUACAUUUACACUUUUACAACUUUAUACCGUAUGGACGCAUUUUAAUCCCGGAGUAGAUAAGGAGUUGUGUUUGUGUCCAGGUCUCCAGUCUACUAUGGAUGAGGAGAGAGAGGAUGGGGGUUCUACCUCUAAGACCACUCUGUCUGGGGAACAUGGCCGCCGGAGCAAAGCUAAGAGCCCAGAGCAGCAGCAGAGAGCAGACCCCCCUGGACCCAGCUGUGUCUCCAUGAAGAGUGAGCACUAUAUGGGGGAGCUUCGAAGGAUCCGUUCUGAAUUUGUGGAGAGAGUCUCAGGCCCAGUUAUCAAAGGUCUCGUGGAUGACCUUUGGCAGCAGAAGGUGUUUAGCACUGAGGAAAAGGACUACGUGAUUGAGGACCAGAAGAGCAAAGCAGACCAAGCACGUCGUCUGAUCGACAUGGUGAUGGGGAAAGGGGAGAGAGCAAGUCAAGCGAUGAUUGAUAGUAUGAAGAAGAGGGACGAACACUUAUGCUCCACCCUGGGUCUGAUGUCUUCUCUUGCUGGUGUGGGAUCUGAUGCGGUGAAGUGCCGACAUAAAAUAAAGGCUAAUUUGAAGAAAAAAUUCAGCCGUGUGUUUGAGGGAAUCCCUAAAGAAGGGUGUUCAACACCUCUGGAAAACAUCUACACAGAGCUCUUCAUCACACAGAGACGCAGUGGAGCGGUCAACAAGGAACAUGAGGUCAGACUGAUUGAAACAGCUUCCAGGAAACCAGUCAAGGAGGAAACACCAAUCAAAUGUGAAGACAUCUUUAAACCCUUACCUGGACAAGAUCAACCAAUCAGAACAAUAAUGACAACUGGAGUGGCCGGCAUUGGUAAAACCAUCUUAACACGCAAGUUCACUCUGGACUGGGCUGGAGAUGAAACCAACCAUGACAUAGACUUCAUGUUUUACUUCACUUUCAGAGAGCUGAAUUUACUAAAUGGGGAAGAAUUUAGCUUGGUGGAACUUCUUCAUCAUUUCUUUAUUGAGACCAAAGAAGAAGAAAUCUGCAGAUUCAACCGGUUCCAAGUUGUCUUCAUCUUGGAUGGCCUGGAUGAGUGUCGACUCCAUUUGGACUUCCGGAACAACCCGAUCUGGACUGAUGUCACAAAGUCCAACAAGGUGGAAGUACUGCUGACAAACCUCAUCAGGGGCGACCUGCUUCCCUCCGCUCGCAUCUGGAUAACCACACGCCCUGCGGCAGCCAAUCGGAUCCCUGCUGAGUGUGUUGACAUGGUGACAGAGGUGAGGGGGUUCACUGACCCACAGAAGGAGGAUUACUUCAGAAUGAGAUUCAGAGAGGAGACGGCCAACGCAAUCAUCUCCCACGUCAAGAAAUCACGAAGCCUCCACAUCAUGUGUCACAUCCCAGUCUUCUGUUGGAUCACUGCUAAAAUUCUGGAGGACAUCUUAAACACACAUCCAGGCAUCCAGAUAGAAGAGAUGCCGAAGACCGUGACUCAGAUGUACAGCUACUUCCUUUGGGUUCAGUCGAUACAGGGGGACAGGAAGUAUUAUGGGAGAGCUGAAACGGAUCCAUACUGGGGUCCAGAGAGCAAGAGGAUAAUUCUUUCUUUGGGAAAACUGGCUUUUAACCAGCUGGAGAAAGGCAACCUGAUCUUCUACGAGUCAGACCUGGCAGAGUGUCACAUCGAUAUCAAAGAAGCCUCAGUGUACUCAGGAGUGUUCACCAAGAUCUUUAAAGAGGAGUGCGGGAUGUACCAGGACAAGGUGUUCUGCUUUGUCCAUCUGAGCAUCCAGGAGUUUCUGGCUGCUCUUUAUGUCUUUCUGUCCUUCAUCAACGAUGGUGUCAAUCUGCUCUCAGAAGAACCACCCACCUCUGGGGAAGAUAAACUCCUCCUCCUCUACCAGAGUGCUGUGGACAAGGCCUUACAGAGUGAGAACGGACAACUGGACUUGUUCCUCCGCUUCCUCCUGGGCCUCUCUCUGGAGACCAAUCAGAUUGUCCUACGAGGUCUGCUGGGACAGAGAAGAAGUACCUCACAGACCAAUACAAAAACAGUGUCUUACAUCAAGAAGAAGAUAGAUGGAGAUCUCUCUCCAGAGAGAAGCAUCAACCUGUUCCACUGUCUGAAUGAGCUGAAUGACCGUUCUCUAGUGAAGGAGAUCGAACAGUCCCUGACAUCAGGAAGUCUCUCCAGAGACUAUCUCUAUCCUGCUCAACUGUCAGCUCUGGCCUUCAUCCUACUGACAUCAGAAGAGGAGCUGGACGUGUUUGACCUGAAGAAAUACUCUGCUUCAGAGAGGGGUCUUCUGAGGCUGCUGCCAGUGGUCAAAGCCUCUAAAACGUCUCUCCUGAAUGGCUGUUGUCUGUCAGAGGGAUGCUGUGAAGCUCUGGCCUCAGUUCUCAGCUCCAACUCCUCUAGUCUGAGAGAGCUGGACCUGAGUAGCAAUGAUCUGCAGGAUUCAGGAGUGAAGCUGCUCUCUGCUGGACUGGGGAGUCCACACUGUACACUGGAAACUCUCAGCCUCAAUGGCUGUCAUCUGUCAGAGAGAUGCUGUGAAGCUCUGGCCUCAGUUCUCAGCUCCAACUCCUCUAGUCUGAAAAAGCUGGACCUGAGUACCAAUGAUCUGCAGGAUUCAGGAGUGAAGCUGCUCUCUGCUGGACUGGGGAGUCCACACUGUACACUGGAAACUCUCAGUCUCAAUGGCUGUGAUCUGUCAGAGAGAUGCUGUGAAGCUCUGGCCUCAGUUCUCAGCUCCAAGUCCUCUAGUCUGAAAAAGCUGGACCUGAGUACCAAUGAUCUGCAGGAUUCAGGAGUGAAGCUGCUCUCUGCUGGACUGGGGAGUCCACACUGUACACUGGAAACUCUCAGGUCAGUUGUCAGCCUCUUCUUCAAACUGGUUAUUCUAGCUUCCAGUAAGUGCUGCUCCUGCCUCAUUUCUGUUGCUCUUUUCUCUGCUGACAAAACACUCCCUGGUUCUACACAAUGUUAGAACCUGUGGAGAAACGGUCUUAGCGUACCAAACACAGCAGACUUCU